AUGGUCCUCCUCCAGCCCAACGCCUUUGUCGAGAACGCGUUCAAAACAAGGGAAGAUGUUGAGAGGGGCUGUAUAGCUCUUCUUGAGCCUCUCAAAGCCCACACGUCAGCUGGAGGCGCAUUGAUAGAUAUUGGAUCCACAGCAACGCACUAUGAUCUGCGAGCAGUUGCGCUAGAGACGUUUGCCAGGCCAAUAUGGGGCUUGACAUCUCUACUGGUCGGUGGUGGACAUUACGAGGGUGUAGAACGUUGGGUCAGGGGUUUGGCAAAUGGGACGGAUCCCAAAGGUCCAGAAUAUUGGGGAGGAGCGAAAGCGAAGGAUCAGAGGAUGGUCGAGAUGUCUCCGUUGAGCUUUGCGAUAUCCAUGGCGCCCGACGUGUUCUUCUCUGGUCAAUCCGACGAGGCAAAGGAAAACAUUUCAGCAUUUCUCCAAACCUGUAUCGGCAAACCUAUGCCAGACACCAAUUGGCUCUGGUUUAGAGUCUUUGCAAAUCUGGCACUGAGAACUAUCAAAUCACCGCAUUUCAACCCUGAGCAAAUGUCUCGAGAUCUUGCACGUCUUGAAGAAUUCCAGUUCCCUCCGCAUCCGCCCACUGGCGACUCUUCUGGAUCUGGAGGAUGGUCUAACGAUGGACCUGAGGACGUUCAUCAGACGGAUUACUAUUCUAGCAGUUUCGCCAUCCAAUUUGCGCAAAUGACCUAUGCAAAGCUCUGCGCCAAGACGGACCCAGAGCGAUCACAGAAAUUCAUCGACAGAGCGCGACAAUUUGUCCUAGAUUUCGUCUACUAUUUCAAUGAUGAUGGCGCUGCUAUCCCGUUUGGUCGUUCCAUGGUCUACCGCUUCGCCGUCAUUUCCACAUUUUCCGCCAUGGUUCUUGCAGAUGUCGAACCUCCUGCGCCACUCCAAUGGGGCCAUAUCAAAGGCUUAGUACUGCGUCAUCUGAGAUCGUGGACGGGUAAGACGGCCAUUUUCAGGAGUGACGGGACCCUCAACAUUGGCUAUGGGUAUGACAACAUGAACAUGACGGAAAAUUACAAUGCCCCUGGAUCCCCUUACUGGUGUAUGAAGGCGUUUGCUUGCCUCGCCGCUCCUCCGACUCAUCCAUUUUGGUCCUGCUCUGAGCUACCCUGGCCAUCUGACCUGUUCCCCCUUCUCAAGGCUAUUCCUGACCCCCAUCAUAUCAUGUGUCGACACGGGAACCACACUUUCCUCCUCUCAUCUGGCCAACAGCCUCACUACGCUAUGCGACACGGUCCGUCAAAGUACUGCAAGUUUGCUUAUUCCUCCGUGUUUGGCUUUUCCUGUGCUACCGGUGACAUGGACAUUGCUCAAACGGCAGGAGAUAGUAUGUUAGCGUUGAAAGACGCGACGCCUGGAGUGGAAAAUGGAGAUGGAGAGACUUGGCGAGUGAGGCGCAAGCCUAUCGAUGCGGAAAUCGUGGGAAGAGGAACGCCUCGCGUUCACCUGAGAUCAUCUUGGAAACCCUGGAAAGACGUGACGGUAGAAACGUGGUUGCUACCGCCUCAAGCCGACUCGCCGAAUUGGUAUCUCCGUGUUCACCGUCUUAGAUCUGAUAGACCUCUUUUGACAAGCGAAGGCGGAUGGUCAACGUAUGGUCAAGGUGAUGAUGGUCGAGCGGUCGUUCAGUCCUUUUCGGGCGAGACUUCCCGUGGAGGAGAAGAACAAGUCGGAUGGGCACGAGUGACAACUCAGCCGGGAUGUGUGGGUAUAUUGGACUUGACGAAAGGUCAGGACAAGCGGAAAGGCAUCUUGGUGCAGACGGAUCCUCAGUCCAAUGUCAUUUUCUCCCGGAGCGUUUUGCCGAGUUUGCAGGGGACGUUGGAAGCUGGAGAAACGUGGUUGAUCACGGCUGUCUUUGGACUACCACAUACAGGCGAGGCAAGGUAUACCGAGGAGUGGAACAAGCAGCCUGUCGUUCCAGAUUGGAUCUUUAGCUAG
Molecule: messenger RNA, 1959 nt
Organism: Kockovaella imperatae
Lineage: Eukaryota; Fungi; Basidiomycota; Tremellomycetes; Tremellales; Cuniculitremaceae
Exons: 7
Coding region: 1-1959 (652 amino acids)
Source: RefSeq, a predicted model, not a curated record